AGAAAGGUAUGUAUUUGAUAUUUGUUGAAAGUGAGAAAAAGAGUUCUAGUGCAGUCUAGUGCAGGAAUAGAAAACGGACCACAUCGACCACAUGAUCCCAUCUGACAAACUAGACGUCAUCAGCAUGGUGGAAGGGAUUCCUUCCACCUACUUUCAGGCUUCCAACAUAGGACAUGGUAUAUACGAGCGGUGCAAGAGGUCUCUCGCAAAGGCUUUGGUAAAUGCAGGAGGUAAGGCAGGAAAAAUGGCGGAUGAAAGCGAAGAUCAAUGGUUAUACGGGGAUUCAACGGACGGCAAGGAAUAUACAUCGACGAAUAUUCAAUCAGAGAUUCAGCAAAAUGAUUCGACACUCUCCGAAGUUCAGGAGAACUUGCAAAUUCGGGAGGAUCAGAAAGUGGAAGGUACUGGUGAGAUACCGUCCGAGAUGCAAGAAGUUACUGACUCCCUUGGCGAUGGUGAUGAAGAAUCUUCUUCGUUGAAUAAUGCACAAGAAGAGAACUUAGAAGCAAGUAAAAAUGGGACGAGAGAUGCCUCUAGUCAGGAAGAUGGCGAAGCUGCUAGCGAAUCUGAUUCCGAUGAUGAUGUACAUGUUGUUAUUGGUGAUAUCAAGUCAGCACCAACAUAUGGUAAUUUAAAUAUCAAGAGAGGAGGAUUGCUAACAAAUACGUCUGGUGUAGCAGACAAACUGAACAAACAGCCAGGAAAGUUCAGUAUAGAUGAAUUUGAAACUAUCGGCGUUAUCAAUGGGAUACCAGCCCAUGAGUUUAAUUUAGAUCAGUUGGAGGAUAAACCAUGGAGACAACCUGGUGCAGAUAUCACAGAUUAUUUCAACUAUGGUUUCAAUGAAGACACCUGGAGAGCGUAUUGCGAACGUCAGAAGCGAAUGCGAAGCGAGUCUGGAGUGGGAUUAGUCUUAAAUGCAGGUAGUGGUAGUGGUAAUCCAAGUGGCAUGAGAAUGCCUCAAGUGGCGAUAACCAAUGACAACAGCAAAUAUUCCGGCAUUAUGGGUCCUAAGAGAGCUGGCCCACCACCUGGAAGGAAAAUGGCAGGAACUAUAGAUGUUAUAGGAAGUUCUGGUUUAGCUUCUAGAAGAAAUCUGGAUAAAUCCCCACCAAAAGGAAAUGUUAUACAAGUUAUGACUGCUGAUAGAAGAGAGUAUUCUACUCCUGGAGCAGGAUUGCCACCGCCGCCAUUCGACAUACCUCCACCAGGAUAUGCUGGAGAACCGACGCCAUUCUAUAUGCCAGAAACUGAUCCAUAUUAUCAGAGUUAUGAACCCACACAAGACAACCAAUGGGGCAAUGACCCAACAUGGCAGCCAACAAAUCUGGCAAUCCCGAUGACUGAAGGUGAAGAUGACAAAGAUAUGGGACCUAAGACGAUACCUACGAUGGUUCCACCAACAAACAUUCCACCUCUGAUGCAGCCGCGCGAUCAGAGGGAUGGUAGAGACCGAGAACGAGAUAGAGAUAGGGAUCGCGACCGGGAAUUGGAUUCCAUAAGCAGAGAUAGGGACAAGGAUAGAGAUCGCGAUCGUGAUAGAGAAAAGGAUUCCAUGAUGAGGGAUCGCGAUAGAGACUCUAUGACGCGAGAUGAAGAUCGAGAGCGUGAUAGAUCCAGGUCUCAAUAUCGACAUAAAGAUCGACAUCGGCAUCGAUCAAGAUCGCGAUCUCGUAGACACAAAUCAAGAUCACGGAGUCCAACUCGGUCGCGUAAGAAGAAAUCUAGACGCUCGGAUAGAGAGCGUUCCAAGGAAGAAAGUGAAUAAAUGUGUGUACACAUAAAAUCUUUUACUGUAUUAAUUUACGGCGUCAUAGUACAUGAGGUGCAUCAUAGAAUUAAGUGAUCAUUUUACAUAAAAUAAGAUUUUGACUGUUUUGAAAUAAGAUUUUGAGUACAUCGUAUUAGUACAUUGCAUCAGUAAAAUUAUUCGUAAAGCUAAUUGUAAGAUAUACAAGUUAAUUGUCAAAUAUAAAAAAUGAAAUAUUUAGCUGUUCUUGCAGAAGUUACACAAAUGAUAUAAUUUUUGACACAAGUAAAUUAUUAAUGCAAACAA
Molecule: messenger RNA, 2056 nt
Organism: Acromyrmex echinatior (Panamanian leafcutter ant)
Lineage: Eukaryota; Metazoa; Arthropoda; Insecta; Hymenoptera; Formicidae
Gene: Fip1
Product: Factor interacting with poly(A) polymerase 1
Cellular component (GO): mRNA cleavage and polyadenylation specificity factor complex
Source: RefSeq, a predicted model, not a curated record